UCUUUGUUUCAUGUGCAUAAAACAACAACAAUGGUGGCUAAUUGAGGGAGAGGGGAUUAUUAGAAUGAGCGGAGGACAUUUCCAGUCACAGCCACCAGACCGAUAUCACCAGUGAAUUAACCGGGGGAGGAUGAAGCGGCGCAAUGCGGACUGCAGCAAACUCCGACGGCCGUUAAAACGGAACCGAAUCACCGAGGGUAUAUAUAGCAGCACCUUCCUGUACCUGAAGUUCCUGGUGGUGUGGGUGCUGGUUCUGCUGGCCGACUUUGUGCUGGAGUUCAGGUUUGAGUACCUGUGGCCCUUCUGGCUUUUCAUUCGAAGCGUCUACGACUCCUUCAGAUAUCAGGGACUGGCCUUCUCUGUUUUCUUCGUAUGCGUGGCGUUUACGUCCGACAUCAUCUGCCUCCUCUUCAUCCCCGUCCAAUGGCUGUUCUUCGCUGCCAGCACCUACGUAUGGGUCCAGUAUGUCUGGCACACGGAACGAGGAGUCUGUCUACCCACCGUGUCGCUGUGGAUCCUCUUUGUGUACAUCGAAGCUGCCAUACGGUUCAAAGAUCUGAAGAACUUUCACGUGGACUUGUGUCGACCCUUUGCUGCUCACUGUAUCGGCUAUCCGGUGGUCACCCUGGGCUUCGGCUUUAAGAGCUACGUGAGCUACAAGAUGCGACUGAGGAAACAGAAGGAGGUGCAGAAGGAGAACGAGUUCUACAUGCAGCUCCUAAUGCAGGCCUUACCGCCGGAGCAACAGAUGCUGCAGAGACAGGAGAGGGAGGCAGAGGAGGCUGCUUUAGCCAAAGGGAUCUCCGAGGUAGAACCCGCCGCUGUGUCCCAAAACGGAGCACCUCCCGGAAAGAAAAGCCCCCCCGUCCCGCUGCCGGAGCUGGAGUACCGGGAAAAGGGGAAGGACAGUACCGCUAAAGAGCGCGAGGGCAAAAAACAAAACUCCAUAGGAAUCAAUAACAACAGCAUUAUACACACACUGGACUCCAAACUACAGGAGGCGGAGUAUAUAGAGAACUACGUCGGGGGAAAGAGACUGAACAACGACCUGGCGGGAGAGAACGCGUCGCACGCCGACGCCCACUCUGCGUCCAAAGAGGACGCGCCGGGCGCCGGGAAGAACUACAAAAACGCCAGCGGAGGCGGGGGGAACAUUUCCAACUCGUCCCCGCGGAAUCACAGCGCUUCAAACGGAAGCGUCCCGCCCGGUUCCUCCGCGGGGAGGAACGAGAAGAAGCAGAAGGGGGCGGGGAAGGGGCAGCAGAAGGACCCGCUGGAGAACUGCAUCCCCAACAACCAGCUGGGCAAACCGGACGCCCUCGUACGGCUGGAGCAGGAUGUGAAGCGUCUGAAAGCCGACCUUCAGGCCAACAGGCAGCUGGAGUCCGAUCUGCGGAGUCAGCUCUCCUCUCUGAGCAGCCAGGACCGCAGCCUGCGCUCCGAACUGGGCCAGCUCCGCCAGGACAACGAGCUGCUGCAGAACAAGCUCCACAGCGCCGUCCAGGCCAAGCAGAAGGACAAGCAGACCAUCUCCCAGCUGGAGAAGAGGCUGAAGGCCGAGCAGGAGGCGCGCGCCCUGGCCGAGAAACAGCUGGCCGACGAGCGGAAGCGGAAGAAGAUGGAGGAGGCCUCCGCUGCGCGGGCCGUGGCGUUGGCCGCUGCCACCAGAGUGGAGUCGACUGACUCCCUGCGCGGCCGCAUCAGAGAGCUGGAGAACGAGUGCAAGAAGCUCGGCAUGGACGUGAAACUUAAGGAGGAGCAGAUACGGGAUCUGGAGGGCAAGUGUCAGGAGCUGCGGAAGUACAAAGAGAACGAGAAGGACACGGAGGUGUUGAUGUCGGCGCUGUCGGCCAUGCAGGACAAGACGCAGCACCUGGAGAACAGCCUGAGCGCCGAGACCCGCAUCAAACUGGACCUGUUCUCCGCGCUGGGCGACGCCAAGAGGCAGCUGGAGAUAGCCCAAGGUCAGAUCCACCAGAGGGAGCAGGAGAUCGCCGAGCUGAAGCAGAAGAUCGCCGAGGUGAUGGCGGUGAUGCCCAGCCUGUCCUACUCCUCCGACGGCAGCAACCUCAGCCCCGUGGCCCCGCACUACUCCUCCAAGUUCAUGGACAACAGUCCCUCCUCCCUGGACCCCAACGCCUCCGUCUACCAGCCCCUCAAAAAGUGACUCCGCCCACGGGCGCCACACGACUCUGUCGCCCCCUUUACGUUGGCCAAGCUCGCCGCCGCCGUUCGGGUCGUUUUUUUUUUAUUUAUUUUGAGUUGAGCAUACGGACACGAGCCCCUCUGCACAUGCGUGGGUUUUUUUGUGGGGGGGGGGGUUCUAUUGGGAGAACUCAUAGAUGGAUUUGAGAGGGUUGUGUACAAUCUUUGUUUUGGUCACACGGCGGCGUCCGUCUGUCGGGAGAGGAAGGAAGAACCGCCGAUCCGUCAAGUGUCUGCUGAGGAGCCGUCCUGCAUCGCUUCAUGUCCGUCUUCUUUCACCCCCCCACACACACACACACACACACACGCACACACUUAAUAAAAAAGACUUCACGCACGGACGGAGGCACGUUUUGGGUUUGAGUGAAACUUGCCUUUUUGAAGUGAAGCAGAGAGAUCAUGAAUGUAAAAGUAUUCAUGUUUAGGUUUGAGUUCACGACAUCGUACGUUUCUGCUCAAAUGGCCACGCUGGAAUCAUAAACCUUUGCAUACGAUUCGUCCUGUUAACGACGGGAUUAUCGGUCGGUUGAUGAAGAAGAUGCGAAAAUCAUAAAAUCUCUUGAGCUACAUUUGACCAGGCACUGCCAAAAUGUUAACGUUGCCCUGUUUUCACACUUCUGCUCCCGCUGGACCAAAUUAGGGCCCGAUAGGCCGCGUUGUCCACCGGACUUAAUGAUGUCGAGGCAACUGCUUGUUGCCGUUAUUUGCAGAUUUUUACAGUGCCUUUUGCCUUUUUCUCUUUUUUUUCAGAUUCCGAAACAUCCUACUUUGCAAUCCAGCGAUCAAAAAGCAUCGAGCUCCAAAGCUCUCCGUCUCUCUCGCUCGCUCUGAUUUGUUUCCAUCCAGAAGUUCUCACAUUCGGUUCCUUUUUUAAUUCCACAAUCAAUCAAAGGCUAAAACGAGGCAAUCUUUUUCGAUCUCGACGUUACUGACCUAAAAAAAAAAAAAAAAAAGGGACGACACAACACUGGACGUGGCGCAGUGACAGGCAGCCACCCCGAUUGUCUUUUCAUGCCCUUGAGUUGGCAUCUAGUUGUUUACAACAAUGUACAUUGACUUACUGAGGAAUGUUUUCUUUGUUCAUUCGGGUGCUUAAGUGCCGAGUGUUGAUGUUCGGUUGCUCAUCCAUACUUUGAUCGAUGUAGCUAGCAUAACGUUUGCAGAAGAGUGCUGUUGCCGUUAUUAUUUUUGUUGUCAUUGGAGCAUAUUCAGAUGGUGUUGUGUUUACAAGGUCUGAGGUGGUCAGAUGGGCCGGUUGUGUUACUCCCGUUAAUUUAUUUGUUAGAGACCUUUUAUUAAGUGUCACCUCCGUGAUAUUUCCCUUCAUAUUCAGUUGAUUUCCUGUAUUUUCUACCAGGAAGGAUUGUGUGUGUGUGUGUGAUGUGCGUGUGUGUGUGUGUGUGUGUGUGUGUGGGGGGGGGUUGUUUACCCCCUGAACCAUUUUGACCAUGUCGUGCUGUCAUGUUGCCUACCUGGGAAAAGUAUUAUUUGUGGUGGAUCGCUCUGGUGUUGUGAAGUCGGUUCUGAAGUUGCUUUUAUAAGUUUCUGUGGAAGGACGAGAUGGAAGUUUAAAAAAAAAAAAAAAGAAGAAGAAAAAAGUGCUUUGUUUUAUCUUUUCAUUGUUCCGCCAUGUUUGUUUUCUUUACUCAGUGAAGGUGGCCGUGUCACUUCUUCUCACUUUGGCCAUCACUAUUAAAGAAAGUCUUGCUGGUGGCAAUACAAGAAGAUCA
This is a messenger RNA of Gasterosteus aculeatus aculeatus (three-spined stickleback), 3935 nucleotides long. RefSeq names its product macoilin 1a (gene maco1a). The record is from RefSeq and is a predicted model, not a curated record. Gene Ontology annotation, biological process: neuronal signal transduction. Gene Ontology annotation, cellular component: rough endoplasmic reticulum membrane. Lineage: Eukaryota; Metazoa; Chordata; Actinopteri; Perciformes; Gasterosteidae.